CCUCGCUUAAUCGGACGGUCGUGCUGUUGUAGCGUUCGGAUCAGGAGGCUGGGAAACAUAUGCAGGCGAUAUCAAAACGGAGGUUAGUUGUGUCUGUGGCUGGACACUGAGGAAGAGGAUGGACCACAUCUGACCCCUGACAUCAUCAGGCCCCUCCCCUCCUCUCUCUCUCUCUCUCUCUCUCUCUCUCUCUCUCGCGUGUGUCACCAUGGCGACGUGUGGGCGGGGCUGCCUGCCGGCCGUGCGUCUGUGCCACCGGCUGACCCGUCUGAAGACGCUGCAGGUGGACGUCAUGGCGACGUCUCUGAAGCGCUGCUUGACCACGCUGGACCUGGCGCUGCUGGGUGUGGGCGGCAUGGUGGGCUCGGGGCUCUACGUGCUCACGGGCACGGUCGCCAAGGAGACGGCGGGCCCCGCCGUGGUGCUGUCCUUCCUGAUGGCCGGUGUGGCGUCCCUAUUGGCCGCCCUGUGCUACGCCGAGUUCGGCGCGCGCGUGCCCAGGACAGGCUCCGCCUACAUGUUCACCUACGUGUCGGUGGGCGAGAUCUGGGCCUUCCUGAUUGGCUGGAACGUGAUCCUGGAGUACAUGAUUGGCGGGGCGGCGGUGGCGCGGGCCUGGAGCGGCUACCUGGACGCCAUCUUUGACCACCGCAUCCAGAACUUCACGGAGACCCACGUGAUGCGCUGGGACGUGCCCUUCCUGGCGCGCUACCCCGACCUGCUGGCGUCCGGCGUGCUGCUGCUGGCCUCCUUCAUCAUCUCCUUCGGCGUGCGCGUGUCCUCCUGGCUCAACCACAUCUUCUCCGCGGUCAGCAUGGCGGUCAUCGCCUUCGUGCUGGUGUUCGGCUUCGCGCUAGCCGACCCGCAGAACUGGGGGGCGCGUGAGGGCGGCUUCGCCCCGUUCGGCCUGUCGGGCGUGCUGGCCGGCACGGCCACCUGCUUCUACGCCUUCGUGGGGUUCGACGUGAUCGCGGCGUCCAGCGAGGAGGCGCGUGACCCCCAGAAGGCCAUCCCCAUGGCGACCGCCAUUGCGCUGGGCCUGGCCGCCACCGCCUACGUGCUGGUCUCCGCCGUGCUGACCCUCAUGGUGCCCUGGCACUCGCUCGACCCCAACUCUGCCCUCGCAGACGCAUUCUAUCGCCGUGGAUACAGCUGGGCUGGCUUCAUUGUGGCCGUGGGCUCCAUCUGCGCCAUGAACACGGUGUUGCUUAGCAACCUGUUCUCGCUGCCGCGCAUCGUGUACGCCAUGGCGGAGGACGGGCUGUUCUUCUCGGUGUUCGCGCGGGUCAACCCGGUGACCAAGGUGCCGGUGGUGGCCAUCCUGGUGUUCGGCGGCCUGAUGGCGCUGAUGGCGCUGCUGUUCGACCUGGAGGCGCUGGUCCAGUUCCUGUCCAUCGGGACGCUGCUCGCCUACACCUUCGUCGCCGCCAGCGUCAUCGUGCUGCGCUUCCAGCCCGAGAGGACGCACGCAUCGGACGGCGGGGGACAGAAGACCGACGCAUCGUCCAGCGACACCACCUCCGCCUCAGUCACGCCCUCCCCCGGGGUCGUCGCCACGGCGACCACCCCCCCCUCAGCACCACCGCCCCCCCCACCCCCCCAGAGGCCGCUGGACGAGACGCUCACGCUGACCUCGCCGGACGGCAGCGAGCCCAAGGAGUACGAGUCGUUCUCGGACAAGCUGCAGCUGGUGGAGCGGGACCGUUACCAUGCCGACGGGACGGGCUCGGGGGGCGUCGGGGGUGAGCGGCGUCCCACUGGUCACCUGAAGGCGCGCUGGGAGCCCUACCUGGGCCGAGCGCUGGGUCGGCUGGACCCCGGCCAGGCCGUGACGCUGGCGGUGGUGAUGCUGAUGGUCAGCGCCGUGUCGCUGUGUUCCGUGCUCGUGUUCGGGUCCGGUCCACUCCGACUGCCCACCUGGAGCUUCGGCCUCCUGCUGACCCUCUUCAGCCUCACCUUCCUGCUCAGCCUUGCCCUUAUAUGGGCACACCAGCAGAGCCCUGACCUCAAGACCUUCCAGGUUCCUCUGGUGCCGUUUGUGCCGGGUCUCAGUAUCCUGCUCAACGUGUUCCUCAUGCUCAAACUCAGCCCUCUCACCUGGAUACGCUUCACCGUGUGGCUUGCAGCAGGUCUGCUGGUGUAUUUCGGCUAUGGGAUCUGGCACAGUAAGGAGGGUCUGCGUGAGCGUGAGCAGCAGGACGUGGACGUGGCGGCGCGUUACGUGGUCCUGCCCAGCGGCAGCCUGGUGGAGACCGUCCAGUCCGUCCAGCCGGAGGGCCAAGAGCACACACACACACACACACACACACACACGCACACGGACACGGACUCCACGCUGGCCCCCAAUGACCACACACACUCCAACAGAUGAGUGUUUGGGGCAGCACUGAAAGCAACCAACCCUGCUGUGCCUGUUUCCUGAUUGUUCAAGUUGUUGUUUAUUCUCUUUCUGAAAUCUUUUGUAUCUCUCUAUCUCUCUCUCCGUCUGUGUCUGUGUUUGUGUUUCACUCUUUAUUGUCUUUAUUUCCUGGUGCUGUGUCCAUUUGUAACACAGUUUUGGUUUGUUUACCAAGAGAGCGGAGGCCUUUAACACAGUUUUGGUUUGUUUACCAAGAGAGCGGAGGCCUUUAACACAGUUUUGGUUUGUUUACCAAGAGAGUGGAGGCCUUUUGUGGUUGAAACGGAACAUGUGUGUGUGUGUGUGUGUGUGUGUGUGUGUGUGUGUACUCUGUCGACAAACAAUGUCAAGUUACUGAUGGUUUUUGUUUGCUUUGCAUGGUAUAAACUGGUCUCAAUGGGUUGGCCCUGAGGUUGGUUCAUGGGCACUCCCAUGGCUAUCUGUAGCCGUCUCACAUAGAUGAUGUCAGCUGCUUCCAUGAUGACACUUCUUAUAGAAUGCUGCAUUGUUGUUGAUGUUGCUGCAGCUGCUGCUGUGUGUUUAUUUCUCUAAGUAGCUGCCGAUCCAUACCUGUGUGUGUGUGUGUGUGUUUGUGUGUGAGAGGGGGUGGUGAGGGUGGUGGUGGUCUCAUGGCAGUUAAACCAGUAAACAUUACAGGGUUUCAUAUAUUUUACAUACAGAGGAGAGUACUAAUCACAUAGUGAUGAUAUCAUCAUACGUGUCCCCACUGUUGUUGUUCACUGUUGGUUGUAGAGCUGAUAUGUUACCAACAGUCAAAAGCUAGCUAGCUGUGGAGCUGAUACGUUACCAACAGACAAAAGCUAGCUAGCUGUAGAGCUGAUACUUUAUCAACAGUCAAAAGCUAGCUAGCUGUGGAGCUGAUACGUUAACAUAAGAACAAAAGCUAGCUAGCUGUAGAGAUGAUUGUUAUCAACAGACAAAAGCUAGCUAGCUAGCUGUGGAGCUGAUAUGUUACCAGCAGACAAAAGCUAGCUAGCUGUAGAGGUGAAACGUUAUCAACAGACAAAAGCUAGCUAGCUAGCUGUGGAGCUGAUAUGUUACCAACAGACAAAAGCUAUCUAGCUGUAUAGCUGAUACGUUAUCAACAGACAAAAGCUAGCUAGCUAGCUGUGGAGCUGAUAUGUUACCAACAGACAAAAGCUAGCUAGCUAGCUGUGGAGCUGAUAUGUUACCAACAGACAAAAGCUAGCUAGCUGUAGAGCUGAUAUGUUAUCAACAGACAAAAGCUAGCUCGCUAGCUAUAGAGCUGAUACGUUAUCAACAGACAAAAGCUAGCUAGCUAGCUAGCUGUGGAGCUGAUAUGUUAUCAACAGACAAAAGCUAGCUGGGUAUAGACCUGAUACUUUAUACUUUAUCAACAGUCAAAAGCUAGCUAGCUGUGGAGCUGAUACGCUACCAACAGACAAAAGCUAGCUAGCUGUAGAGAUGAUUGUUAUCAACAGACAAAAGCUAGCUAGCUAGCUGUGGAGCUGAUACGUUACCAACAGACAAAAGCUAGCUAGCUGGGUAUAGAGCUGAUACGUUACCAACAGUCAAAAGCUAGCUAGCUGUGGAGCUGAUACGCUACCAACAGACAAAAGCUAGCUAGCUGUAGAGAUGAUUGUUAUCAACAGACAAAAGCUAGCUAGCUAGCUAGGUGUGGAGCUGAUACGUUACCAACAGACAAAAGCUAGCUAGCUGGGUAUAGAGCUGAUACGUUACCAACAGACAAAAGCUAGCUAGCUGGACAGUAGCAUUGCACACAGCAUUCCAUUAUUAAGUAUCACUGUCCAGAUUUGUGAUGCUCAUCUUUACUUGGUACCACCCCUGCUGAAAACACCAGCUAGAAACCAGCAAUAUGCUGGUAGCUGGUUUUAGCUGGUCUUUGCUGGUUUUAGCUGGUUUUUAGCUGGUUUUAGCUGGUCUUUGCUGGUUUUAGCUGGUUUUAGCUGGUCUUUGCUUGUUUUCUUCCAGCUCUAGCCAUCGUGGGUGUUGAAUGCUGGACUGAUGUGUACUGUUUCAAUGUCAUGUGUCUCAGUCCCCUGAGGCUCAGAUUCACUCUGCUGAGACGUCUACAAGUGUGUUCUGACUGAGAUUCACACGUUCAUUUCACAUACAAAGAUAUGGUAUUUAAUCAGCAGUCAUUGUAUUUAUUCAUAUUUAUUUGCCAUUAAUAUGUCUGUUAUUUAAUGCCUCUAUUUCAUCUAUUGUGUAUCUUGACAAAUGUCAGAUAUAAAACCUUACCUCUCUCUCUCCCUCCCUCCCUCCCUCUCUCCAUUAUAUGACCUGGAGUGUUGAAGCUCAAGCGCCGCUUGUGACGAGGGUCCUUGCGGUGUCCGUUCCCACGACAGAUUAAAACAUUCUCAUCUAGAUCACACAGUUU
Messenger RNA from Alosa sapidissima (American shad), 4781 nucleotides. RefSeq names its product solute carrier family 7 member 4 (gene slc7a4). Bases 209 to 2371 code for a protein of 720 amino acids. Gene Ontology annotation, biological process: amino acid transport; transmembrane transport. The record is from RefSeq and is a predicted model, not a curated record. Lineage: Eukaryota; Metazoa; Chordata; Actinopteri; Clupeiformes; Clupeidae. Gene Ontology annotation, cellular component: plasma membrane. Gene Ontology annotation, molecular function: amino acid transmembrane transporter activity. The transcript is spliced from 6 exons.